Molecule: messenger RNA, 2534 nt
Organism: Eubalaena glacialis (North Atlantic right whale)
Lineage: Eukaryota; Metazoa; Chordata; Mammalia; Artiodactyla; Balaenidae
Gene: DYRK1B
Product: dual specificity tyrosine phosphorylation regulated kinase 1B
Exons: 11
Coding region: 167-2233 (688 amino acids)
Biological process (GO): peptidyl-threonine phosphorylation; peptidyl-serine phosphorylation; protein autophosphorylation
Cellular component (GO): nucleus
Molecular function (GO): transcription coactivator activity; protein serine/threonine/tyrosine kinase activity; ATP binding
Source: RefSeq, a predicted model, not a curated record
CCCGGGCUGACCCUCGUCCCCUCCUCUCCCCGCCCUUGGCGGGGCGGCGGCUGCUGCUGUUGUCACCCACCGAGCCGCCUGUCCCGCUUGUCCUCCCCGCCGCGGGGCUUGCCGGGCCGGCCGGGCCGGGACAGGCGGCCGUCUUCUCACCACAGACACCGCCGCCAUGCUGGCCGCUCGCCCACCCCACUGGGGGCCCCACCGCGCCCCAGCCCCCCGUGGGCGCGCCAGCCCCGACCCGGGUCUCAGCGGCGGUGGCAGCCGAGGUGCAGGAUGCGAGAAGGCGCCCCCCGGCCGGGCUCCCGCUCCAGGCCUCACUCCCCUGCGGCCCUCUGAGCCCACCAUGGCCGUCCCACCGGGCCAUGGUCCCUUCUCUGGCUUCCCGGGGCCCCAGGAGCACACGCAGGUAUUGCCUGAUGGGCGGCUACUGCCGCGGAGGCUGCCCCUGGCCUUCCGAGACGCGACCUCAGCCCCGCUGCGCAAGCUCUCCGUGGACCUCAUCAAGACCUACAAGCACAUCAAUGAGGUAUACUAUGCGAAGAAGAAGCGGCGGGCCCAGCAGGUGCCACCUCAGGACUCGAGCACCAAGAAGGAGAAAAAGGUCCUGAACCACGGUUAUGACGAUGACAACCAUGACUACAUCGUGCGCAGUGGCGAGCGCUGGCUGGAGCGCUAUGAGAUUGACUCACUCAUUGGCAAAGGCUCCUUUGGCCAGGUGGUGAAAGCCUAUGAUCAUCAGACCCAGGAGCUGGUGGCCAUCAAGAUCAUCAAGAACAAAAAGGCCUUCCUGAACCAGGCCCAGAUUGAGCUGCGGCUGCUGGAGCUGAUGAACCAGCAUGACACAGAGAUGAAGUACUACAUAGUGCACCUGAAGCGGCACUUCAUGUUCCGGAACCACCUGUGCCUGGUGUUCGAGCUGCUUUCCUACAACCUAUACGACCUCCUGCGCAACACGCACUUCCGUGGCGUCUCGCUGAACCUGACGCGGAAGCUAGCGCAGCAGCUCUGCACGGCGCUGCUCUUCCUGGCCACGCCCGAGCUCAGCAUCAUUCACUGCGACCUCAAGCCCGAGAACAUCCUGCUCUGCAACCCCAAGCGCAGCGCCAUCAAAAUCGUGGACUUCGGCAGCUCCUGCCAGCUUGGCCAGCGGAUCUACCAGUACAUCCAGAGCCGUUUCUACCGUUCUCCCGAGGUGCUGCUGGGCACACCCUACGACUUGGCCAUUGACAUGUGGUCCCUGGGCUGCAUCCUGGUGGAGAUGCACACUGGAGAGCCCCUCUUCAGUGGUUCCAACGAGGUGGACCAGAUGAACCGGAUUGUGGAGGUGCUGGGCAUCCCACCAGCCCCCAUGCUGGACCAGGCACCCAAGGCUCGAAAGUACUUCGAGCGGCUGCCUGGGGGCGGCUGGACCCUGCGAAGGACAAAGGAACUCAGGAAGGAUUACCAGGGCCCCGGGACACGGCGGCUGCAGGAGGUGCUGGGCGUGCAGACGGGCGGGCCCGGGGGCCGGCGGGCGGGGGAGCCGGGCCACAGCCCCGCCGACUACCUCCGCUUCCAGGACCUGGUGCUGCGCAUGCUGGAGUAUGAGCCCGCCGCCCGCAUCAGCCCACUGGGGGCUCUGCAGCACGGCUUCUUCCGCCGCACGGCUGAUGAGGCCACCAACACGGGCCCGGCAGGCAGCAGUGCCUCCACCUCGCCCGCGCCCCUCGAUACCUGCCCCUCUUCCAGCACCGCCAGCUCCAUCUCCAGCUCUGGAGGCUCCAGUGGCUCCUCCAGUGACAACCGGACCUACCGCUAUAGCAACCGAUAUUGUGGGGGCCCUGGGCCCCCCAUCACUGACUGUGAGAUGAACAGCCCCCAGGUCCCGCCCUCCCAGCCACUGCGCCCCUGGGCAGGGGGUGAUGUGCCGCACAAGACACAUCAGGCCCCUGCCUCUGCCUCAUCACUGCCAGGGGCCGGGGCCCAGUUACCCCCUCAACCCCGAUGCCUUGGCCGUCCCCCGUCACCAACCUCGCCACCACCCCCGGAGCUGAUGGAUGUGAGCCUGGUGGGCGGCCCUCCGGACUGCUCCCAGCCUCACCCAGCACCUGCCCCCCAGCACCCGGCUGCCUCAGCCCUCCGGACUCGGAUGACAGGAGGUCGUCCACCCCUCCCACCCCCUGAUGACCCUGCCACUCUGGGGCCUCACUUGGGCCUCUGUGGUAUACCCCAGAGCACGGCAGCCAGCUCAUGACCCUGCCCCCUCCCUGGGGCCCCUCCUGAAGCCAUACCCCCCCACCCACCCAAUCUGGGGGCCCUGGGCUCCCAUCCUCAUCUCUCCCGUUGACUGGAAUUGCUGCUACCCAGCCGGGGUGGGUGAGGCCUGCACUGAUUGGGGCCUGGGGCAGGGGUUCAAGGAGAGGGGUUUAGCCUCACCUCCCCACUAAGGACUGGACCCUUGGUCCCUUCUCUCCCCUUGUUUUCUAUUUAUUGUACCAAAGACAGUGGUGGUCCAGUGCGGGGAGGGGGAGAGUCCCUCUCACCCCAGGGCCCUA